Messenger RNA from Dracunculus medinensis (Guinea worm), 210 nucleotides. NCBI's taxonomy places the organism in Eukaryota, Metazoa, Nematoda, Chromadorea, Rhabditida, Dracunculidae. The record is from the annotation of a GenBank genome assembly.
AUGGCAAAUCCCUAUACAGAUAAUCCGACAUAUAGUACAAAUGGUCGAUUAAUUUCACCAGGAGUCGUUGUUCCGGGAACAAUAUCAAUGACAAAUUCAGAAUUAUAUUUUGAUGCUGAUGAGGAUGAUCCACUUUAUAAGCAACAAGACCCAAAGAAAAAGGAAAUUGCUGACUCUGUUAAUGAUAAUAAUACUGAAGAAGAUAUUUGA